Molecule: messenger RNA, 981 nt
Organism: Molossus molossus (Pallas's mastiff bat)
Lineage: Eukaryota; Metazoa; Chordata; Mammalia; Chiroptera; Molossidae
Gene: RUNDC3B
Product: RUN domain containing 3B
Exons: 8
Coding region: 1-981 (326 amino acids)
Source: RefSeq, a predicted model, not a curated record
AUGGCUUCCCGGAGCCUGGCGGGCCUGAGCGGGGGCCUGAGCGGGAGCCGCGGCGGGGGCGGCGGCGGCGGCGGCGGCAGCAAGAAGAGCCUGAGCGCCCGCAAUGCUGCAGUGGAGAGGAGGAACCUGAUCACCGUGUGCAGAUUUUCUGUGAAGACCCUGAUUGAUCGGUCCUGCUUUGAGACAAUUGAUGAUUCUUCUCCUGAAUUUAACAAUUUUGCAGCUAUUUUGGAACAGAUUCUAAGUCACCGGCUAAAAGGUCAAGUAACCUGGUUUGGUUAUGAAAGUCCUCGAAGCUUCUGGGACUAUAUCAGAGUGGCUUGCCGGAAAGUUUCACAGAAUUGUAUCUGCAGCAUUGAAAAUACGGAAAAUGUCAGUUCCUCUAGAGCUAAGUGUAGAGCCUGGAUCAGAGUAGCACUCAUGGAAAAACAUUUAUCUGAAUACAUCUCUACAGCUCUGAGAGACUUCAAAACAACCAGGAGAUUUUAUGAAGAUGGAGCAAUUGUCUUGGGUGAGGAAGCAAAUAUGCUUGCUGGCAUGCUGCUUGGGCUCAAUGCUAUUGAUUUCAGUUGCUGCCUAAAGGGAGAAGGAUUGGAUGGCAACUUUCCUGCUGUAAUAGACUAUACGCCAUAUUUAAAGUUUACCCAAAGCUCUGACAGUAUCAGCAGUGACGAGGAGGAGCUGAGGACGCUGGGAAGCAGUGGCAGUGAGAGCAGCACUCCAGAGACUGUGGGGCCUCCCUUCGUCAUGGGGGAGAACAGCUGGUUCAACAAGUGUAAGAGAGUUAAACAGAAGUAUCAGCUAACCCUGGAACAGAAGGGUUAUCUUGAAGAACUCUUACGACUUCGAGAGAACCAGCUGUCUGAAUCUGUCUCCCAGAAUAAAAUACUGCUACAGAGGAUUGAAGAUUCUGAUCUGGCCCAUAAAUUGGAAAAGGAACAAUUACAAUAUAUAAUUAUGGAGCUUCAAGAUCAGCUGUAA